Aspergillus nidulans FGSC A4 is the source of this 1521-nucleotide messenger RNA. RefSeq names its product protein CYP62C1. Gene Ontology annotation, biological process: secondary metabolite biosynthetic process. The record is from RefSeq and is a predicted model, not a curated record. Gene Ontology annotation, molecular function: iron ion binding; heme binding; monooxygenase activity. The transcript has 4 exons. Bases 1 to 1521 code for a protein of 506 amino acids. NCBI's taxonomy places the organism in Eukaryota, Fungi, Ascomycota, Eurotiomycetes, Eurotiales, Aspergillaceae.
AUGAUUAAAUCCCUCCCCGCAGCGGGGACGCUCUCAUGCCUGGUACGGAUGAUGGAACGAAGCUGGAAGUAUAUUGCCAUAGCGUGCGCCCUCUGGGUUGUGCAGAAGAUAUACAGCGCUAUUACCUCCCCGCUCAGGGCCAUCCCAGGCCCAUUCUAUACUAGUCUGACCCGGUUGCCUCUGAAGCUCUCCAUAAUUGCUGGACAACGGAUAUACUUCAUCCACAGCCUGCAUCAGAGAUAUGGCCCCAUCGUACGUGUCAGCCCGACCGAAGUCUCCAUUGCGUCUCUCCCUGAGUUCAGAGAGAUCCACCGUGUUGGCUCGCCCUUUCUGAAGAGCAAUUGGUACGAAAAGUUUGUAAUGGGCCAGCACUCGCCGGGGGUGUUUGCUAUCAGUGAUCCCAAGCAACACGGGGCUAGACGGAGACUAUUCGCGAGGGCGAUGUCGAAUACCGAGUUGAGACGGGUAUGGGAGGACGUAGUGAGGAGCAAGGUUCGCCUGGCUGUUGAUCGGAUUAAGGGGGAAUUAGAGGCAGAUGGGGCCAGAUGCGAUGUACUGAAGUGGUGGACGUUCCUUGCGACAGAUGUUGUAGGGCAUCUGAUGUUCGGGGAGGAUUUCGACAUGCUGAAUAUCGGUGUGAAAAAUGAAUACAUCCACGUCCUCGAAAGUACAAUGAAGGGCUCGGGCAUUAACGCAGAGCUCCCGCUCGUCGGGUGCAUCGGGAGGCAUUUGCCCUUCUCAGUCGUUCGAUCCAUGUUUCGCGCCAAUGACUACCUCACCAACUACGGAAAAAGGGCCGUCACGAAUGCCCGAGCGAAAAGUGACUCCAGCCGAAAUAUCUUCUCGGGGAUGCUGUACGAGGCCGAGAAAUGUACAGAUAGCGAUAGUGGUCUAAGCGAGCUGGACAUUAUCACGGAAGCAGGCAAUAUGAUUGUUGCCGGCUCAGACACCACUGCCGUUACUUUGACAUAUUUGGUUUGGGUGGUGCUGAGCCGGCCCCAGUUGCAAAGAGAGAUCGAGAGUGAGGUCCUCGCUCUGGAGGAAGGGUACGACGAUGCAAAGCUCGAGACACUCCCGGUACUCAAUGCCGUUAUCAAGGAGACCCUCCGCUUAUACGGUGCUGCUCCAGGAUCUCUCCCACGGACUGUGCCUCGUGGAGGUGCGACUUUGGGUGGAUAUUUCAUCCCUGAGGGCAUGACGGUGAGUACGCAGAGCUGGACGGUUCAUCGCGACGAGAAUCUCUUUCCAGACCCGGACAGUUUCAAUAUCUCGAGGUGGCUGGAGGAGAACGACGCCGGGUUUCCGGCUGCACAGCUGGCGUUUUCGCCGUUUGGUGCUGGUGGGAGGAUAUGUUUGGGUAUACACCUGGCGUAUAUGGAGCUGCGGCUCGCCGCAGCAGAGUUCUUCAGGAGAUGUCGAGGGGUAAGGCUGUCCCCGGAUACGACAUGGAAGAUUAUGAAGCCCAUGAAUUACUUCUUGAUUGCCCCAACUGGGAAUCGGUGUGAUAUUAUGCGGGGAUAG